Messenger RNA from Schistosoma curassoni, 1773 nucleotides. NCBI's taxonomy places the organism in Eukaryota, Metazoa, Platyhelminthes, Trematoda, Strigeidida, Schistosomatidae. The record is from the annotation of a GenBank genome assembly.
GUUCAAGGUCGUCGAAACGAAACGGCGGGCGGAUCUGACAAGAUUGGUCUUUGCAUAUUUAUGGAUGAAUUUCACCGGAUAUGCGUUUUCACAUAGGCAAUUGGUGACGAGAGCAAUUUAAUCAUCCAGGCAUUACUUUGAACAAUUUUUCUUGACCGCGCACAUAAAACUUACUUCUUAUACUUACGUUUCAAAGGAGACAAAGUUGCUGGAAUAAUUAAUCACAUAUUAAAUUCCGCAACAAAACUGACGAAAGUAUGGGAAACAGACUGCUCACUCAAACAACUAUAUAUAUAUAGUUUGAUAACCUUUGUCAUUCCAAUUAUUUACAUUCAUUUAUGUCAAUUGUUCCAUAUUAUUUCUUAUCUCAAUGUGAAAUUCCAAUACAUAUUUGGUUGUAAGCAGCUGACGCGAAACCACGAAAUAUAAUGAGUCCAUAUUAUCCUGCAUCAAUUUUUGUUCUGGCUUUAUUUAAAUUUGCUACCUGAUAUUAUUCGGACUAUGCAUCGUUUAUUUUCGUGGGACAGUGAAUACUGUCUAUUCCAUCGAUUCUAACCUAUAGCCUCGAACUAAUUAAACAGGUUACCGAAGUAUUUUGGUUUUUCAUUUCUUUUUUUUUCAGCAUCCUGCAAUAAAUUUCAAUGGGGGAGUACGGACGGUGACUAACUAAAAUUCAGCACUACCUAAUUCAAAUUCAUUCGCCUAUUCUACAUACUAAAGUUCUUAUUUCUGAAAUACUUUAUACCUACUAUUUCAAUAAAAGUCUUUGCUUUCCAAACCUCCCAUCACUUACUUUUUGGAUAAUGGCUAACUUUUCGAGAGUGGCCGAGAUUUUUGAGCAAGCAUCAGUGGCGUUCGGUCGAUUGGCCCAACUUACUUUAGAUCUUAAGCAGUUCCAAGCGCAACAAAAUGAUGGGGAUUCCAAGACCUGCGGGAAAUGGUCACAAAAGGAAGUUGAAGAUCUUAAAGCUGCUAUUGGACGUUUUGGAUCUGAUCUGUCAAAGGUAGCUGAAGCUAUCGAAACAAAGACCAUUAACCAGAUAAAACAAAAGCUAAAAACCCGGGCUUUUCAGGAUGCUGGUCUUGGAGAUAUUUCCUUUGAAAAUGAGGCUGCGGAUACAGAAAUCAAACCAAAAGUCACGACUCCAAAUGCUACUCCAGUAGAACGUGGAAGACGUAAGCAAGCUUUGAAUCAAAUGCCUGAACCAGUAGACUUGCAUCCUCCCAAAAGAUCCAGAUCUGAUGUCGACGAUUUGAAUGAAUAUACCAAUUAUGCACCUGAAGUAGAAGUUCCAGAUAAAAAACCCAACCAACCGGCUAGUAACAACAAAUCAUAUAGUAAUGAAAAUGUUACACCGCAAAAUAACGAUGAUGGUCAUAAUAUUUUAAAACAUAAGCCAGUUGGCAGUACACUAUCUAGUGUUUUAUCCAAACCGAUAUCACUCGCUAGACCAGAUGUAAGUAAUUUUGAUGAUCGUCAUCGCAAAACAACAACGUCAGUAAAUAUCCUUAGUUCUGGAUAUAAUGCAAAUGAAUCGAAGUAUGAAGAUUAUGACAGCGAUGACAGCGAUUAUGAUGGUGCUGAUGGUCGUACACCCGGAGAUUAUGAAUCAGACGAAGAACAAGAGGAAGAAGCCGACGACAACGAGGAUUACGAUGAAUAACCAGCAAUAAAUUGAUUUGUUAAAUAUUUGUGUAUAUGUCUUCAUGAUUAUUAUUAUUCAUUAUCAUGUAAAUUAGUGUUUAUACUGAUAAAAUAAGUUAACAGACUGC